CGUCGCGCGUACGCAUCAUUCAGUCAGUCAGCAGCACGCAGAGGGACAGCAGCAGCAGCCGCACCUCCUGUAGACACCGAAUAGCGUCUCAUUUAUACAUUCUGGGUGUUUAAUAGCGAUGAGAACGAUGGUCUGAAGAGAUUUAGGCGAUCAAUUCGUGAAUGUAAUUCCAUUACAUUCAUCUGAUCCGCGAGCGACUAGGGCCGCUUUGGUUUUACCGUCUCCGCAGUCGCCUUCUCUCUGAGAGAUUCACGUUCCCAUGCGAUUCUUCAGACUCACCUUUAAGUGUUUCGUGGAUUGUUUUUGAAGGUGCUGUUUUAAAGCGGUGUCUUUUUUUCUUUUAAAGUCUACUAUUUAUUUUACAAACGCGCUUUUUGAUAAAAACCAACCAACAAAACCGUUGCCAAUUUCGCCGAGAAAAUCAAACUGCCAACGGAAAAAAAUAUUAUACAAAAAUUCGUUAAGAAUAACAGCUGAUUUUAUUAAAUAAAAGGAUAAAGGACCAGAUCCUGUGCACCUAAAGAGGAACAAAAGGGACAUAUUGGUGUAAAAAAAAAAAAACUGAAACUGACUUAGUCCAGAAACAAUAAGAGAUCAAAUAUUUAUUUUUGACUGCUAAUUUAAGCCCUUCUCGAGUCUCGUGAGGAGGUUGGUUUGCUUUGUUUACACGAGAGAUGGAGAAAUCCUCUCUGGACGCAGACUGCGCCCUGAACAUGGUCCUGGUGGAGGAGAAGAAGGGCCAUCUCAUUCCCAAUGGAAACGCGCAUCAAGGCGUCAAUGGGACCCUCAACGGGGGACCCGUAUCAGCGGCCACUGGAGCCAUAUCUGCGGUGGAGAAGAGGCAGGGCUACCCCGAGCGAGAGACCUGGACCAGACAGAUGGACUUCAUCAUGUCCUGUGUGGGCUUCGCCGUGGGUUUGGGGAACGUCUGGCGCUUCCCGUACCUGUGCUACAAAAAUGGUGGAGGAGUGUUCCUCAUUCCCUAUGUGUUGUUCAUAUUUCUGGGAGGCAUUCCGAUAUUCUUCCUGGAGAUUGCGCUGGGUCAGUUUAUGAAAGCUGGAAGCAUCAAUGUGUGGAACAUUGCCCCUCUUUUUAAAGGACUUGGCUUUGCCUCCAUGGUCAUUGUGUUCUUUUGUAACACGUACUACAUCAUGGUACUUGCCUGGGGUUUCUACUACUUAAUAAAGUCCUUCAAUUCCACGCUGCCCUGGUCCACCUGCAAAAACCCAUGGAACUCGGAGAACUGCAUUGAGAUCUUCCGCCACUCCGACUGCCACAACGGCACCAUUGGCAACUCUACAUUUGGCAACAUGACGUGCGAAGAGCUUGCUAAUGGGCGUUCCCCUAUUAUUGAAUUUUGGGAGAACAAGGUUCUGAACAUCUCGGAUGGGCUGGACCAGCCAGGCGAGAUAAACUGGGAAAUGGUGCUGUGUCUUAUGGCCGUGUGGGUGAUGGUUUACUUCUGUGUGUGGAAGGGGGUGAAGUCAACGGGAAAGAUUGUGUAUGUCACUGCCACGUUCCCAUAUGUGGUCCUGAUUAUUCUCCUGGUGAGGGGCGUUACUCUUCCUGGAGCUUAUGAUGGGAUCUUGUAUUAUGUCAAACCUGAUUGGUCUAAGCUAGGAGAGGCACAGGUCUGGAUCGAUGCCGGCACUCAAAUCUUUUUCUCCUACGCUAUCGGGCUCGGAGCCCUCACCGCCUUGGGCAGCUAUAACAGAUUCAACAAUGACUGUUAUAAGGAUGCUUUUGUUCUGGCUUUUAUUAAUAGUGGCACCAGUUUCUUUUCUGGUUUCGUGGUUUUCUCCAUCUUGGGUUUUAUGGCUUCUGAGCAAGGUGUGGACAUCUCUAAAGUGGCUGAAUCGGGCCCUGGUUUGGCGUUCAUAGCGUACCCUAAAGCCAUUUCAAUGAUGCCCGUGGCUCCGGUGUGGGCUGCACUGUUCUUCAUCAUGCUGCUACUGCUGGGACUGGACAGUCAGUUUGUUGGUGUGGAGGGUUUCGUUACUGGCAUUCUUGAUCUUUUCCCUGGAAAGUAUUACAUGCGCUUUCAGCGCGAAAUCGCUGUCGCGAUCUGCUGUUUAUUAUGCUUCAUUAUAGAUCUCUCCAUGGUUACACAGGGAGGGAUGUACGUCUUCCAGCUUUUUGACUACUACUCAGCCAGUGGAAUGACCCUACUGUGGCAAGCAUUCUGGGAAUGCGUGGUUGUCGCGUGGGUUUAUGGUGCUGACAGGUUCAUGGACGAUAUUGCUCGUAUGAUCGGUUACCGGCCAUUCCCGUGGAUAAAGUGGUGCUGGUCCUUUAUAACUCCAUGUGUUUGCAUGGCUAUCUUCCUAUUUCACCUGCUGAACUACAAACCUCUGACCUACAAUAAUGUGUACGUGUACCCGUGGUGGGGAGAGGUGAUCGGAUGGUGUUUGGCUCUCUCCUCCAUGCUCUGUAUCCCCGUUAGCCUCGUGUACAAACUCGCUGGAUCCAAGGGAACAUUCAGAGAGCGUUGGGAAAGUCUGACCAAACCAGUGUGGGGAGCCCAUCACCUCGAAUACAUGGCCCCUGACACUGACAUUAAAAGCCUGACCUCUUUGUCGCCUGGAACGGAGGAGAACAAGGUGAUCAUUUUUGAGAGUGUUAUGUAGAUCAAAAGGGAAAUCUUACGACAACCCUCCUAAGGCAAGCUGGUUGAAGAAAUCCUCAGUAUUUAUUUGACAUUUUAUGGAAUUCUGAAUCAUCUUACAGUCUUAAAACAGCUGAUGGAUAUUGAUGGUUACAUAUGUUUCAGAUCCUCUAGCAUGCACAUUACCAGAUGUUCUUCCUCUUCCACCCUUUCAAACUGCAGUCUAUACAUGAUAAAAAAAGAAAAAGAUGUGCAAUGUUCAAGACUUGCAGAACGAAAUCAGCGUGUCUUUGGAGGGAGGGGACAGUAUAGUGUUGCCUAUAACUUCAUUUGACUGAGUGGCAGAAUUCCCACAGGCAACUUUCCUGAACAUGACAAGGGUCUCUUUGCAUUGACACACGAGUAUCAAAUCUGAGCAUUUUUUUUUUUUACAAAUGCAACCUUGACUUAAAUUGGCCCAUAAUGACAUCCAGAACAAUGGUGAUAAAUUUCCCAAAUUCAUAAACUAAAAUAUAUGCUUCAAUAAACGAUGCUGAGUUUAACGGAUCAGCAAAAAUAGAUGCAGAUCUAGCCAUCAAAUUAAAUGUCUUUGCAAAUUUCUCUCGCUUUCUCAAUGUGUCUUCAUCUGAGACAGGUGACCUCAAUACCUGGUGCAUGACAUUACAGCGUUUACUGUAUGUGCCAAACGGAGCGUGACUUUCCAUCUCUCUUCAAGUUUGUCAGGAGAUGGUUUCGGUUGCCAUAAAAAAACAACAUCUUCAUAGUUGAGUUGAAAUGUAUCGCAAGCUUGAUGUGAUCUAGAAAGUUUUUAUUAGACACAGGCUGGCUUUCAAAUGAAGACGUGGCACUUCCCUAAGGUGCUUGUGAACCAAAUGUUGCAUUCUGUUUAGGAUUGAAUUGUUAGUCAACAUGAAACACCCAUUUUUUAUAACGCAACCAAUAAAAUCACAUUACUGAUUUCAAAUUGGUUGCAAACAAUGUUUCAUGACGAAUAUUUUCAGUCCUACAUUUUGAGUGCCAGUAUUAGUAUGUUCUAUGAUAUCUUUAUUUUAUGAUUUUAAAAUCUUAAUGUAAAGUUUCACAUUAUCGUAAAGAUUCCUGUAGCUUUAACUAACAAUUUAAAAUUUCACAGUUUGAACUAGGGCUGUGCAAUAUAGACAAAACAAAACUCUUUUUUUUACGAUUUUGAGACAAUAGUUUCUUACACACUUUGCGAGCGCCAUACAUUUGCAUAAAUGGUGCAUGACAGCGUUGGUUGUUUUUUAUGCCUUUUUGAACUUUUUCCGAAUGUUGCGCGGUUCGCAAUAGCAUGUACUGUAUUAUGGAUUUUUGUUCUACUGGUUUUGGGAUAAGCUGUUGUUUUUCUAUGUAAACCCGCUUGACGGACGUCUUUAACCAUUGCGUUCGUGUCUUUUGCAGUAUGACUGCGCUCAAGUUAAAAGAAGUUCAAUUUGUAAAAAAAAAAAACAGUUCUGUUUGAAUGGCCCCUACUCUGUUUUGCCGCAAUGAUAGUUUGACAGGUCUUGCAAAUUACCCGGCACAUUUUAGUUAUGUAAAGUUGCUAUGUUUCCAAUGAUAAUAAGCCAUAUUUGAAGUUGAUGGGUGAUAGGACAUACAUCUACAUAAACCCUUUGUUAACCAUCUGUCCUGCACAGACUACGUGACCAACACUUCCUGUGGAGUUUUUUGUCUGCAUAUUACCGACUGCUAAAAUUUUGGUCAACUAAAGCAUAGUUCACACUACAUGAUUUUAAAACGUCGGGCUGGACUGUGCGGUUCACACUACAUGACUUGCUCUCUGUGAAAUCCAGAGUGUUCAAGUUGCUGAGCUGUUCACACCACACGACACAACAUGAUUGAUCCGCAACAGGGAGGUAACGCACUACACAAGUUGACAACAACUCUGUCACCCAACGAUUCUAGAUCUUAUGAAACAACAUGCAGGUCCCAGGCACUCAACAAAUGGAUAAUGAGGAGAAGGCGAAGGUUAAAAAGCCUUUAUUGAAACUGGCUUAUUUCAUUAUAAAAAGUUACAAGCCAACAUGUUUCGACCCACAAAUGGUCUUCUUCGGGGCCAAGUAACACACACAAUGAGAAUGGCGAAAGAUUAUAAAUAACACCCCACCUUAAAUCAGAGAACAAUCAAUCAAUCUACUUAGGUUAAAAACAAUCAAUUAACCAAAGGUAAUCAGGUUUAACAUAGAUACAUAUGGAUAAUCAACAAAAUAGGUACAAAACACUCUCCGUCAAUGUGGGUUAUCUGGAGAGACGAAAGAAAACACGAUGAACAUCAUAUACAAAACACAAUAAAAUGAGUAUUAGACAAUUAUAUCAUAAAAAAAUUCUAGAUCUUGUCUACAACAAACCACGUUUUGUCGCGAAAAAUCGUGCGAUAAAAGAACUGGAAAUGACCAAUUCCCAGCGAACAAGACGAAGAACUCAACACGCGAAUAUGGACGUCAGACGGAAACUAGCGCUGCAAAUUGUUUGCAUGGUGAUU
This is a messenger RNA of Pimephales promelas (fathead minnow), 5105 nucleotides long. It is a transcript of the gene slc6a8, whose product is annotated as solute carrier family 6 member 8. Lineage: Eukaryota; Metazoa; Chordata; Actinopteri; Cypriniformes; Leuciscidae. The record is from RefSeq and is a predicted model, not a curated record. Gene Ontology annotation, cellular component: plasma membrane. Gene Ontology annotation, molecular function: gamma-aminobutyric acid:sodium:chloride symporter activity. Gene Ontology annotation, biological process: amino acid transport; sodium ion transmembrane transport; nitrogen compound transport.